AUGGCCAGCAAGCAAGCACCUGCCUAUCCAGGCCUCAACAGAAUGCCGCACAGUACACUAGUGGGUUUUACAGCAGAGCAGACCAAGUUGUCUUACUGCUGGUACCGGUACGUGGCCGGGCGGAUGUGGGAUCCCGAGGACCCGCCGUUCAACCGGAUGGCGGAAGCCUGGGGCCGGAGGCUUGUGAACGGGGGCGUGCGCAUCUUGCAUUGGCGCCUGCUGCCGGGUCUUUUCUUCAAGUUCGAAACGCGUGAGAAGAAGAAAUGGGGGCGCAGGGCGCCCCUAUGGCUUGCGCUAUAG
Messenger RNA from Anthostomella pinea, 300 nucleotides. The record is from the annotation of a GenBank genome assembly. NCBI's taxonomy places the organism in Eukaryota, Fungi, Ascomycota, Sordariomycetes, Xylariales, Xylariaceae.